Messenger RNA from Helianthus annuus (common sunflower), 1143 nucleotides. RefSeq lists its product as uncharacterized. Lineage: Eukaryota; Viridiplantae; Streptophyta; Magnoliopsida; Asterales; Asteraceae. The transcript has a single exon. The coding region runs from base 1 to 1143 and encodes 380 amino acids. The record is from RefSeq and is a predicted model, not a curated record.
AUGAACUGGGUGGCAUGGGAUAGAACUAUUGCUCCGGAAGAAUACGGGGGGUUGGGUUUUGGUUCGUUAAGAGAUGCAAAUCUAGCAAUGUUGGCAAAGUGGUGGUGGAGGUUCAAAACGGAAAAAGAUGGUUUGUGGAGGCGAGUGGUUUGGGCAAUACAUCAUAAUUCGAGAGGGUGGAAAGACAUCCCAACAAAGGUUUCUAUACCUGGGCCGUGGAAAAGUAUCACAAGCAUCCGUAGCAUACUACUACAAGCCGGGUUGGAUCUGGAAAAGGCGACAUCAGCUGAGUUGGUUAACGGGAAAAAUAUAUGUUUUUGGUUAGACUGCUGGGCCGGUAAUGAACCGCUUUACGUAAUGUUUCCAGAACUAUUCAGAGCUGAAAAACAUAAAGAAUGUUUGGUUCAAGAUCGGCUGGCAACGAAUGGGCCGAAUCUGAUCUUCAGUUGGGCCUGGCUAACACCGGAACUAGGUGUUAUUGAAGCGGAUCAACUAAACCAAGUUGUGGGCCUGAUUUGCGGUUCUAGUGGGCUGAACAUGUCAUCUGGAAUGGAUAGAUGGCAGUGGACUUUAGAUGGUGGUGGAAGUUUCAGUGUAGCAAGUAUAAAAAAAACUCUAAGCUCGGUUAAUCGUGUGCGCCCCGGUAAAGCGUUUGAGUGGAAUAAUUGGGUACCGAAAAAAGUGGGCAUCGUGGCAUGGAGGGCAGAGAUGGAACGACUGCCAACCAGAUGUGCUUUGGCGGCUCGGAGUAUCCCGGUGAACGACAGAACUUGUAUCAUGUGUGGAAGUUAUGACGAGUCAAGUGAACAUCUGCUUGUUUCAUGCCAGUUUGCACAAAUGGUAUGGCAAAAUAUUGCAUUAUGGUGCUCGAUUCCCCCGAUUAUAGCAUUUGAUUUAAAAGACAUGUUGACGUUACAUGAGGUGUGUACGGUUUUCGGCAAAAAAAGGAAGGUAUUACAUGCGGUUAUUUUGGUUGCAAUUUGGAGCAUUUGGAAAUCGAGGAAUGAGGCCGUGUUCCAGCAAAAAUCUCCUAACAUGACCAAGACUCUGGAUGAAAUUAAAGCGAUGGCGUACCUUUGGGUGAAGAAUCGGUCAAGAUCGAUGACAUUAACGUGGGAGGAUUGGAGCAAAUUCAAGAUCUAG